Messenger RNA from Alexandromys fortis (reed vole), 4386 nucleotides. It is a transcript of the gene Aida, whose product is annotated as axin interactor, dorsalization associated. The record is from RefSeq and is a predicted model, not a curated record. Gene Ontology annotation, cellular component: membrane. Gene Ontology annotation, molecular function: phosphatidylinositol binding. The coding region runs from base 149 to 1066 and encodes 305 amino acids. NCBI's taxonomy places the organism in Eukaryota, Metazoa, Chordata, Mammalia, Rodentia, Cricetidae. Gene Ontology annotation, biological process: determination of ventral identity. The transcript is spliced from 10 exons.
UUUGGGCGGCUCCUCGGCGUGUGGCGGUGGUGGCCUUAGCGGUUCCUCCCGGCCCUGUUAAUGCCAGGGCCAAGCCCGGGGAGGAUGGCGCCCUAGAGCCCGGCCUUGCUGGGGUAGGGGCGGGAGGGGGCCGGGGCGGGGACCGGCCAUGUCGGAGGUGACCCGGAGUCUGCUGCAGCGCUGGGGCGCCAGUCUUAGGAGAGGCGCCGACUUCGACUCUUGGGGCCAGCUGGUGGAGGCGAUAGAUGAGUAUCAGAUAUUAGCAAGACACCUACAGAAGGAGGCCCAAGCUCAACACAAUAAUUCUGAAUUCACUGAAGAGCAAAAGAGAACCAUAGGCAAAAUUGCCACAUGUUUAGAAUUGCGAAGUGCAGCGUUACAGUCCACACAGUCCCAAGAAGAAUUUAAACUGGAGGACCUGAAGAAGCUAGAACCAAUCCUGAAGAAUAUCCUUACAUAUAAUAAAGAAUUCCCAUUUGAUGUUCAGCCUAUCCCAUUAAGACGAAUUUUAGCACCUGGUGAAGAAGAGAAUUUGGAAUUUGAAGAAGAUGAAGAAGGUGGUGCUGGAGCAGGCCCUCCUGAUUCUUUUUCUGCUAGAGUUCCUGGUACUUUAUUGCCCCGAUUGCCCUCAGAACCAGGGAUGACGUUACUCACCAUCAGAAUUGAGAGAAUCGGUCUGAAAGAUGCUGGGCAGUGCAUCGAUCCCUACAUUACAGUCAGCGUGAAGGAUUUGAAUGGGAUAGAUUUAACUCCUGUGCAAGAUACUCCUGUGGCUUCAAGAAAAGAAGAUACAUAUGUUCAUUUUAAUGUGGACAUUGAGCUCCAGAAACACGUUGAAAAAUUAACCAAAGGUGCGGCCAUCUUCUUUGAGUUCAAACAUUACAAGCCUAAAAAGAGGUUUACCAGCACCAAGUGUUUUGCCUUCAUGGAGAUGGAUGAAAUUAAACCUGGGCCAAUUGUAAUAGAAUUAUACAAGAAACCCACUGACUUUAAAAGAAAAAAAUUACAGUUAUUGACCAAGAAACCACUUUAUCUUCAUCUACAUCAAACUUUGCACAAGGAAUGAUCCUGAUACAAAUAACCUGGAACUUGUGUGAAUUUUACCACUCCGAAACCAUCACAGCUCCGUGUAGCAAUUCACUCUUCACAGGCAGGAAUUGCCCUACCCAUGCCAGCUGGCCCACACGUCGGUUGCAAAGCCGGACCCCCGAACUCAAAAGUUCAGCACAUCACUGACCUAUCCUUUGGAUACAGGUUUAUUGUAGAUUUUGAAACAUUUUUUACCUAUUAAUUGUGCAAUUGAUUAUCUAUUUUCUCAUCACCACUACUUGCCCCUGCUUCCCAGACAGUACUGUUGUGGUCGAUGUGCUGAACUUCAGACAAUGCAGCAAUAAGAAUGUGCUAGAGUUUACAUUUCUGCUCGCUUUUCCUCCAGUAUGCUCUUCUGGCUUGAAUGUCACACUCUGGGUUGAGGUGGGUAGAAUUGCUCUGAGAGGAACUGGGCUAGCUACAUUGCCCAGGAAAGUCUGUCUGGAAGCUUAUAGGUACUCUUUAGAAGUGGCCUAGCUGAAUGCCAUAGAUCUCCUGCAUGGAAAGUGUGCCCUGGCCAGAUGAAAAUCCCACGUGGGGAGUUCCCCAGAUGACCAGACUGUUUUCCUGAAGUGAGCACAUGUACAGUCAGGUGGAUUAUCUGCUCCACUGCUCUUCUUCCUGGUAGAUUCUAGGGUUAACGUUGGAGCCAUCUCAGAACAACUCCAGGUCUUUAAUGUGUUUACAAUAUCUUUUAAACUGCAUCAUUUAGGAAGAGUUGGGUCAGAUGUUAAGAUACUGCGGAUAACUGCUGCUUUCCUGACAACCCAUUGUGAGACCUUAAGACCGCAUACCUCUCCUUAGUAUGCAAAAUCUGGAAAGAUAGUUUAUUUUUUUUAAUAUAGGUAGAUAUAAUUGCCAUUUAUUUCCUACUUAGAUAUACAGUCAUUCAUUCCUUUUGAAAAUAUGCAGGUCAUUAGUUUAUUUUAAAUUGACUAUUUACUUUUGAUGUAACGAGGCAUAAAUAAGAUUUUCAGAGCACAUGAUGUUGUUACACAGAACAUUAAGAUUUGUGAGGGGCUUUCUGUGGGUGAGACAUAGAACCCACAUAUUUUAAUAUUCACUUUUCAGUGUACAGUGCAUAAGGAGACUGCACUGUCAACACUGGACCUGUUUUUAAAUAGUAUAAUUCCACCACACCAUUCAAUAUAUUUGCUUCUUCAAGUAAGGAAUCUCAGUGAUAUUUUAGCCUUGCCCGUCAAGAAAUCUAGUCUUCGCUUUCAGCACCUACAAGGCCACAGUUUACUAGAUGGAUGAGAAGAAUCCACAACCAAAUUAAUCUUGAUUGGAUUAAUUCCAAAUGCUGAAACAAUUCCGUCGACAGUAGCUCUAAGGGAUGUAGAAUUUGCCUUAAAUUAACUCAUUAUCCGACUCUUAAGCUUUGAGUUGUGGAUCCCACGACUGUAAGCUCCUCACGGGGCAAGAGCCACAUCUCUGGGACAUGUGAAGGGUCUAAGGUGCUUGGCGGUACUCUGUACCUGUGGAGUACUCAGUAUCCUGGGCAGUACUCUAUACCUGGGGAGUAAUCAGUACUCUGGGUAGUACUCUGUACCUGGGGAGUACUCAGUACCCUGGGUAGUACUCUGUACCUGGGGAGUACUCAGUACCCUGGGUAGUACUCUGUACCUGGGGAGUACUCAGCACCCUGGGCAGUACUCUGUACCUGGGGAGUACUCAGUACCCUGGGCAGUACUCUGUACCCUGUGUCAGUACUGUGUACCGUGGAUAGUACUCAGUACCUUCUGUCUGAUGUUGCUGACUAGACCUAAAAAUUAACCCCAUAAAACCUACUAUUAUUAAAAUGUAGCAAAGACUAUACAUUGUCCUUUCUCUUUUCUUACAGACCAUAAGACAAAUAGCAAAGUGGUCAUUUUCUGUGCUGUAGCCCCGAUCCUUCGCAUAAGCAUGUUUAUGUGAACUACAGAGGUGCCUGCCAUCAGGAUUAAAGAGCUUUAGUGGAACAUCAUGUGAUAAGCUCAGUUUAAUUCAGACAUGAAGGGCACAGCCGUCAUAAGCAGUUAGCACAGAGCAUUCCACAUUUCCCAAGUCAAGUUUCCAUUGCAGUGGGAGAAACUGUCGCACAGUCGCCUUUGCCCUAGCAGGCAUGCUUUCAGGCUCAGUUACUUCUCCUAGUCCGAGUAUUAGCUGCUCAGCCCAGAAACAGUUAGCUGGAGGCAACGUCUGAAACAGGAACUUUUGAAAUGAAAAAAUGGUUCAACUGAGGUGUCACAUCCUCUGUGCCAUCUGGAGGCUGACAGCUUGUCAUGGGCUUUUGUAGCACAGGAUGUACAGUUGGACAGGGCUGAGGGAAAGCAAUGGUAGACAGGCUCGCAACUGCCCAGAUGUGCUACAUGGAGAUUUCCCUACAUCUUGCUGAUGAUGUUUAUGUUAUAUGGGAUAAUCAGAGGGCUUUAGAGGGAAAUAUCCUAGUUUUGAAUUAAAGGGGGGGGGUACUUAGCUUUACUAUUUGUCUUAGGUGGUAUAAUCUUAACUUUAAAUGCCAUCUAAACUUAGGUGGUUAGAUAGCAGAGGCAGGAGGAUAUGAAGUUAGAGAAAGCCUGAACUACAUAGAUGAGAUCCUAUCUUAAAAAAAAAAAAGCAAAAAUUUGAAAUUAUAUUAACUUCACUAUUUUGUAUCUUGAGGAAGUUGACAUACAUUCAGAUUGUGUUUGCAAUUUAGUUUUAUUUUUAUAUUUGGUUUAAAAAUGGCAUAUGGUUGGGGCUUAAGAGAUGAUUCAGAGCCGGUAGUGAUGGCACAUGCCUUUAAUCCCAGCUCUUGGCAGGCAGAGGCAGGCAGAUCUGAGUUUAAGGCCAGCCUGGUCUACAGAGUGAGUUCCAGGACACACAAAGAAACCCUGUCUCAGAGAGAGAAAGAGAGACAGAGACAGAGAGAAAGAGGGUUCAGAGGUUAGAGCACUUGCUAGAGAUGCUCAGUGGUUAAGAACACUGGCUGCUCUUCCAGAGGACCUGGGUUCAAUUCUUAGCACCCACAUUGCAGUUCACAACUGUUUGUAACUCAAAGAUCCACAGAUCUGACACCCUCACACAGAUAAACAUGCAGGCAAAAUACAAUGCACAUAAAAUAAAAUAUAAAUAAUUUUUUAAGAGCUGUUCUUUCAGAAAACUAGGGUUCAACUCCCAACACCCACAUGGUAGCCCACAACUGCCUGUAACUCCAGUUAUAAAGGAUCUAGUGCCCUCUUCUGGACUCAUGGGCACUGGACAUACAUGUGGUACACAUACAUACAUGCUGGCAAAACAUAUAUGCAUAGAAUAAAAAUUAAUUUUUUAAUGACA